Molecule: messenger RNA, 2791 nt
Organism: Oncorhynchus kisutch (coho salmon)
Lineage: Eukaryota; Metazoa; Chordata; Actinopteri; Salmoniformes; Salmonidae
Product: oocyte zinc finger protein XlCOF6-like
Exons: 3
Coding region: 90-2633 (847 amino acids)
Biological process (GO): regulation of transcription by RNA polymerase II
Cellular component (GO): nucleus
Molecular function (GO): DNA-binding transcription factor activity, RNA polymerase II-specific; RNA polymerase II transcription regulatory region sequence-specific DNA binding
Source: RefSeq, a predicted model, not a curated record
UCACGCAAAUGUUGCUCACGACACACACGUGGAGAGAGGAAUAGCUAACCAGACAGUGGAUAGACGUGCAGCAGCAAGGAUCUUAGAAAAUGGCGGAACUUGAAAAAGACGCAGGACUACCCCAACCAAUGCAGGAGAACCGAGAUGAAGAGGAGCCGGGCAAUUCCAUGGCAGAGGAGAUGGACACCUCAGAAGACCUGCAAGAUGACAACCUGAUCAAGCGGGAACCCUUCCACAGUUCUAAUAAUGAACAGCAAGAUGGACAUUUGGUAGUUAGGAGGAAUGUAAUAUUAGAACGAACAAAAUUCAACCAAAGACAACAGGAAGCAGGAGAGACAGCUGAGGAUUUUAUCUAUGCACUUCAUUGUUUGUCAGAACAUUGCGGUUAUGGAGCUCUGCUCAGUGAGAUGAUAAGAGACAGACUAGUCGCAGGCUUACAUGACAGAAGAUUGUCCAAGCAAUUACAAUUUGACCCAGAACUAACACUGGAUAAAGCUGUCACACGCAUUCGUCAAACUGAACUUGUGAAAAAGCCACAGGACCUGCCAGAGUAUACCUUCAAAGCUACCAGCAGUGCAGCAAAUGUAGAGAGUGUGUUUUCACAUAGCAAACAGCAAUGCCCAGCCAAUGUCCAGUGCCAAUCAGAGAAGAAUCAAAACUCAGAAAGACCACAACAACCUCAAACAACGCUGGAGAAUGCAGAAGAUCCCCUAGAUGCUAAUGACACUGAUGGCUUCAGUCCUGGAGGAGAGAAGCCUCACUACUGCGCCUACUGUGGUAGGAGCUUUCAAAAAGUAAGGGAUCUUAUAAGACACCAGCGAACACAUACUGGAGAGAAGCCUCACAACUGCUCUGAUUGCAACAGAAGUUUUGCUCGAUUAGACAAUCUCAAGUCACACCAAAAAAUACACGUGAAAGACAAACAUCAUUUUCACUCCACUAAAUGUGUGGAAAGCUUUGUCCUAUUGGAGAAGCUUGAAAAACACCUGCUGGAGAAUACCUUCAAAGCUACCAGCAGUGCAGCAAAUGUAGACAGUGUGCCUGAACUUGGUAAAAAUCAGCACCCAGAAAGACUACUGCCCCAAACAACUCUGGAGAACAGAGAGAACCCUCAUCAUGAUACUUCCGAUGACCCUAUUGUGAGUUCUAAUGGAGGUGAGAGGCGUCAUCCCUGCUCCGACUGUGGGAAGAACUUUACACGAGUUUAUCAUCUUAAAAGACACCAACGAACACAUACGGGAGAGAAGCCUCAUCGCUGCUCUGAUUGUGGCAAAAGUUAUUCUCAGUCGUAUGAUCUGAAAAUACACCACCAGCGAAAGCAUAUGAAAGGGAAAUACUUCCACUGCAAUCAUUGUGAAGAACGUUUCUCCAAACCAGAGGAUCUGAACACACACAUGCAUGUACAUGCUGGAGAAAAGCCAUACCUUUGCCCAGACUGUGGGAAGAGAUUCCAGUUGUUAAAUGCAUUUGAAAUGCACCAACAAAAACAUACUUUGGGGCUUCUUGAGUGCUCUUAUUGUGGUAAAAGUUUUUCUAAGGUGGAUAAACUUAAACUACACCAGCGAACGCAUACGGGAGAGAAACAUUUUCGCUGCCCUGACUGUGGGAAAAGUUUUACCCGCUCGGAUCUUCUGAAAAGUCACCAGAGAACACAUAAGAAAGAGGGUGAUUGUCUGUACUGUGAUAAAAGCUUUUCUGAACCUGGAGAACUAAAAAUACACAUGGAAGUACAUAGUCAAGAAAGGCCUCACCUUUGCCCCGACUGUGGGAAGAGAUUCAAACUGUUAUGGUCGUUGAAAAAGCACCAGCGAAAACACACAGAGAAGAUCUCACCAAGGGAAAAGCGUCACCACUGUUCUGACUGCAAUAAGAGUUUUACUCGCGGAUAUCAUCUUAAAAGACAUCGGGAAACACACACAGGAGAAAAGCCUUUCCACUGCUCUAAUUGUGACAAAAGCUUUGCAGGAAAGGAGAGGCUUAAACAACAUCAACUAACACACAAGGAAAAGAAACGUCACCGCUGUUCAAGGUGUGAUAAAAGAUUUCCUGACAUGGCAAAACUACGAUCACACCUUCCAGUACAUUCCGUAGAACUGGCACUCCACUGUUCUGACUGUGGAAAGUAUUUCUUAAACAAGGCAAAGUUUGAAAGACACCAAAAAAUACACACUGGAAGUGGAAAAAUACCAUUCCUCUGCACUGACUGCGGGGAGGGUUUUACAAAUUUGCGUCAGUUGGAAGACCACCAGCGAACACACACUGGGGAGAAACCGUACUGCUGCAUUGAUUGUGGAAAGAGUUUUGCACAUGAAAAAACAUUUAAGUGUCACAAGCAAGCACAUAAGUUCAAACUCUCUGGAGAAAGAGCAGCCUAUCCUUGCUCGGAAUGUGGAAAUACUUUUUCUCGUUCAUGUGAUGUGAUGAGUCAUGUGAGAAGGGUGCAUAAUAAAGAGAGACCUUUCCAGUGCUCCUGCUGUGGAAAAAGAUUUUUCCAAAAGAACUCACUCACAAUACACAUGAGAAUGCACACUGGAGAGAAACCGUACCACUGCUCAGAAUGUGGACAAAGCUUCUCCCAAAUGAAUGACAGAAAACGCCACCAGAAGAGGCAACAUUCUGGAGAGGAGACUUGAUCUCUAUACUAGUGUGGAAGGCACAGUCAGAAACACUCAAUAAGAAAGGACUACAACAGAAACACACACAUACAAUAUUGUAUCAGUCUUUAUUCCAGGUUUAUUUUUGUCAUAUCCUUGAAAUGAUCUUGUAUCAACAGUAAAGUUUAUUUCACAAA